This is a messenger RNA of Lachancea sp. 'fantastica', 720 nucleotides long. Lineage: Eukaryota; Fungi; Ascomycota; Saccharomycetes; Saccharomycetales; Saccharomycetaceae. The record is from the annotation of a GenBank genome assembly.
AUGCACUGGGCAGUUUCGAAAUGGCUCCAGGUUUACCUGAAAUGCUACGUUAACGUGAUUCUUUAUUAUCGGAAUGUAUACCCGAAGGAAGCGUUUGACUGGACGUCUUUUCAAGCGUUCAAUUUGCCCCGCCACGUUCCAAUGAAUCGCCACCCGGAGCUUCAGAACUACAUCGAGACCAUGGUGGUAGAUGUCAUAUCAAAACUGCAAGCGGUUCGGCAUUUCAAUCUACGAAUAAUCCAGCAAGACGAUGGAGCAUGUCUGGAAAGAUUUACUUUAGACUUUGGUGAACUGAGGCACGAUGAUGACUGUACAGUACAAGAACCACAAAUUUUUGACGAGCUGCGUUCGAGUCUGAACAGUUUGAUUUCUCGCCUCGAAAAGCUUCCACAAAUCAAACCUAAUACGGUGGCUUUCGAAAUUGUGAUAGAUUCAGCGGGGUUGAGUCUCGGCAGAAAAGUUAAUCGAGUUCAAAACUUGAAAGAGCGUUUAGCACAAGAACAGGAUUCUAAUUGGGUUAAAUGUGCGGAAGAACCUUUUGUUUCGAGCAGCCAGGAACGAAGACCACGCAUCAAGAUGAUCACUUUAAGCGGCUGUGACGUUGGGCCCCUGGUGAUAUAUCAAUUCAUGGAGUUGCUCAUCAACACAGAGGUUAGUUUUCAAAUCUACGAAGCGCCUAGCUCGUACCAAAGCUCUGAGGCGGAGCCAUUCUUUCCAUGA